GUGGGGGAGCAGAGCAGGGUUGUGGGGCACCGGCUGAGCUGUGUGUGGAACGUGUAGGACUGGAAAUAUCAGAGGGGGCUGCAGGUGACGACUGAAGCAUCUUGCCAGAGCCGUAUGGGGGGAGCCCAGGACUGCACCAGCCUGGCAGAGCCGCACGUGCGAAGCUGGCGCAGGCUCUGUCGAAUCAGCUGUUGGUACCUGACUUAAAACGCACCAAAUCAGUCUGCUGCCCAUUUAAAAACGAAUCCAGCUGGAUUCCCCUGGGUGACUAAACGCCAGUGGUUGGGCUCUUUGCACCUGGCCUGAGGAGCUCGUGGAGAUGGCAGCUCUCUGCGCUUGGCUCUCCCGGGGCUGGGCUGGGGAUGAUUAAAUUCUGCUGCGCAACCAAAUUAGCCAAACUCUCCUCCCCCAGCUUUUCUUCAGGCUGGCCCCACCCUCUGCCCCCGUCUCUUCCUUCUCUCCCCCUUUCCUGGGGUUCUCCAUCGCUCCUUCUCCCUGCAGCUCGGCUGGACCGUUCCUGGGGAGAUCUGGUGCUUCCCCUCCCUGCUGUGUGUGCGGUUGUGGGCACUGGGCUGGUGUCUGUGCUUGGGGCGGGCCUGGCUCCUCCGGGGCGGGGGGGUCUGUGCUCAUGCUGUCUGUUUUCUGUCUCUCCACCUGCCUCCCCGCCACAGCUAGAGGAGAGCUUGCGCCUGAGGGGGCCGGACCCGGUGACCAAUGCUGACGUGGGUAUCCUGCAGCGGAAGGCUGUUGCUGUCUGGAAAGGCAUGAACCCCGUACAGCAGAUGGGUAGCGAGGGCAUCCCUGUGGCCCUGGGUGCCUCAAAAUACUCAACACCUCCCCACUCCCCCUGGCCAGUUGGGGUGCACGGCUCACCACGCUGCCGAACCCCUCUCUGAUGGGAGUAACUGACGAGGGGCUUGGAUCAGCUGCCUCCUGUGAAUGUCCCACUUGACAUCCCUGCAAAGGCAGGAUUCUCCUCCCCAUGAUGGAGCAGGAGCCAAACCCGUGACCCACAGAGUUCUACAGAACGGGAUGGCUUGUGUCAAGUUAACACCCACUCUGGCCCUGGGAGGAGCUAAUCCAAACCCUGCUGAACUCGCUGGAAAGGCUCCCAUUGAUUUCAGCAUGGAUCAGGCCCUGAGUUCCUAGAGACGCUGCUCAGAGAUGGUCUGUCCUCUGACUGACUGGAUAGGAGCGAGACCCCCCCCCCGUCUCCUGAGCCCCUGUGCCCCUCGUGAGACACAGCUGAGCCUCAAAUGUGUUAGCUCGUAAAUCACACCUUAGGGUUCCCAGCUCCCUCCGCCUCGUCAGAUCAGCCUGGCCCCGUUUUUACGUUCAUGGAAGGAACCAAACCCCGACCCAGCACGGGCUUGUGUGUCACAUCCCCAGGGAAAGCUCUGUGGUUUACGAGUCCUGUCACUGUUGCUUUAUACUAGGAAUCCCCAUUGGAGGUUGGAUGGCUCCUGGGUGGGAGCUCCCUGACUGAGGUCUGUGUGCAUGUACGGGAGAGACUUUUAUCUUGCGCAGCAAAUAAAUGAACGAACAGCUCCCUAAAUAGAUGAUCUAGUUUUUUCUGCCUUUGUUAGAAGAUGUGACAGGUAUUUUUAAUGCUUGUUAACAUGGCGUAAAGUCCCCAGAAGUUACUUUUCUCAUUGGUCAGCCAGUCCCACGUCAUCUUGUGCUUACCCCAAGGGUCUGUGCCCAGCAGUGGGAACUGGUGUUACUGGUGCGUCCUCUCUCCGUUAGCUCGGUAACCUUCCCUCCCAGCCCAGUGCAGACAGGUGGAGUCUUGUUCACUCCAGCCUGGUUUCUGACUCGUGUCAUGUAAUAACGCAGAUGAUAUUAGACCAGGAGUCUGCCUGCCCGUAUCAUGCAAGACGUGAUGUUGCCCUGGUGCGAAUUGCCCUGUGUGCCACUUGCUACAGAUUCCAGACCCCUUUCCUAGCCUUUACAAGGGCUGCCCUGAAGGGCCCUCCCACCAGCUUAGCAGCAUUGCUGCUGUUUAUCCUUUCAGGCUGUGGGAGCCCAGGAGGCUGGCUAUGUAUAGGUGAGCUUUUUUGCAGUCUUCUUUGCAAGCAAAACAUUUAAUCUCCAAGUCACUUGGGAUCGUAAAUUUGCAUGCCGGCGUCAGUCUACGCAGAGUUGCUGUCUUUGCUCUCAGAACUCUGUUCGCCUUUUGCUGGGGAUCACAGGGCAGUGACUUUUUUCUCACCCAGCCAGGGGUUCGGUGCAUGGUUUGCGUUGCUGUGUUCUCACGCAUGGGAGGGUUUGCUUUGCACGCCGCGGGGCUCUCUUCUUGUUGACAGCCAGGGAAGAGCAUGCCCACUUAGCAGCAUGCAGCCCCUGUGGCACCCGGGCUCUGUGCUGUGUACAUGGAGUGGUCCCAAGCACUGAUCUCGCAAUGUCUUUUGCUGCGGAAGCUGGAGCAAGCCAUCCGCUGGAGCUGUCGGGGGUUGGGCACCAAGCACGGGGAAGAGAUGGAGCUGCGGCGGAGGAACCAAAUGCUGGAGCAGGCCCUGCGCCUGGAGACCGGGGAGCGAGAGCGGGAGUCGCUGGAGAACAAGAGCCUGGCCCAGCAGAACAUCGAGCUGCGGCGCCGCCUGGAGGAGGAGCAGGCCGCCUACAAACGCAAGCUCCAGGCCUACCAGGAGGGCCAGCAGCGGCAGGCGCAGCUCGUCCAGAAGCUGCAGGCGAAGGUUCUCCAGUACAAGAAGAAGUGUGGGGAGGUGGAACAGCAGCUGCUGGAGAAAUCAACGGAGCUGGAGCAGCAGAGACUCACGAGCCGGCUGGACAUGACGGACUCGCGCCUGCGCCAGGACGAAGAGCACAGCAACGACCUGGAGAACGCGCUCAUCCGGCUGGAGGAGGAGCAGCAAAGGAGCGCCAGUCUGGCCCAGGUCAACGCCAUGCUGCGGGAGCAGCUGGACCAGGCCAACGCCGCCAACCAGGCCCUCAGCGAGGACAUCCGGAAGCUGACGACCGACUGGACCAAAGCUCGCAACGAGCUGGAGCAGCGGGAGGUGGAGUGGAGGCGAGAGGAGGAGUCUUUCAACACCUACUUCAGCAACGAGCACAGCCGGCUGCUGACCCUCUGGAGGCAGGUGGUGGGCUUCCGGCGCCACUUCAGUGAGAUGAAGACCAUGACCGAGAGGGACCUGUCGGAGCUGAACAACGAGCUGUCCAGGUCCGGCCGCACCAUCCACGCCGCCUGCCUGAACCUGAGCAGCAACCUGCGUCUGUCGGAGAGCAGCGCCAGCGCGGCCCUGGAGAAGCAGGCUCUGCUGCUGGCCCAGCUGGAGGAGCAGCUGAAGGACAAGGUGCGCGACAUGAUCCAGCUGCAGGUCAGGUGUGACAUGGAGAAAGCGGAGCUCGGCACCAGAAUCGCUGAGACGACGGCCACCGUGGAACGCUUGAAAGCCCAGAACUCGGAGAAGGAGAAGACGAUCGAGACGCUGACCCAGAAGCUGGAAAAUCUGGAGGCUGCGCGGGUGCAGGAGCAGGCAGCGCUGGAGGCUGAGGAGAUCGAGGCCUUGCGGACGGAGUCGGAGAUGCUCCAGCAGACCCUGCGAGACCUUGCUCAGGCCGUCCUGUCCGACGCCGACAGCGCCAUCCACCUCACAGGCACGGAGCGAACGACGGACGUUUCGGACAGCGACGCCACGGGAUUCAGCCUGCGGGGCCUCUCCUCCAGCCUUCGCACCCCGUCCCCGCUCCGGCGCUCCUCGCCCCGGCGCAGCUCCUCGCCCCGGCGCAGCCUCUCGCCAGCUUUCUCCGACUCCACGCUGGCCGUGGUGCACUCCGCCUUGCAGAAGAGGCAGCUGCAGGUGCAGGACAUCCGUGGCAAGUACGAAGCCAUCCAGGAGCUGGUGGGCUCCCUGAAGAAGCAGCUGGCGGAGAGAGAUCACGAGCGCCGGUCCCUGGAGCAGAAGAUCCUGCAGCUGAAGGACGACGUCGACUGCUCCUUGCGGGCCAAGGACGACGCCGUGCGGGAUGCCAGCCGCUUCCGCUCCUCGGCUGACCUGCUGGGCAGCGAGAAGAGCAACCUGGAGCGAAGCCUGCAGGCCCUGCAGCAGCACGUGGAGGCCCUGCGGCAGGAGAGCGAGAGGCUGCAGCUGGCCAACAGCGACCUGCAGCGGCAGCGUGAGCACCUGGAGGACGAGAAGGAAGACAUCGCGAAGGACAAGGAGCGGGCGCAGAAGGAGAUUGAACGCGGCCACAAACAGCUGGAGCAGCUGGAAGUGAAGAAAUCCGGCCUGAAAAAGGAGCUGAUGCUGGUUAAGGAGGCUCUGAACAAAGCCACCCUGGAGAAGGAGGUGUCUGAGAAUGAGAAGGUGGAGAUGGCGGAGGCUCUUUCCAAGGCGGAGGCCGGCCGGGCCGAGCUGGAGCUGACCACUAGCAAGCUGAAGGCGGAGGAGGCCUCGCUGCGCGACUCGCUGUCCAAGAUGAGCUCCCUGAACGAGGGGCUGGCCCAGGACAAAAUCGAACUCAACAGGAUCAUCAGCCAGCUGGAGGAGGAGAAGGUGGCCCUGCUGGGGCAGAAGCAGGAGGUGGAGCAGGAGAAGACCUCGAUCCGUGACGAGCUGGUCCGGCUGGAGCAGGAGAAGCUGGAGCUGGACGCGGAGAGGCAGAGCCUGCAGCACUCCCUGCAGGAUGUGGAGCGGAGCCGGGAGAGGCUGGAGCGGGAGCUGCUGGGCCUGCAGAAGGAGAGGGUGCAGCUGCAGGAGCAGCUGGGGCAGCUGUCCCGCCAGAGGAACGCGGCCAGCGAGGAGCUGGGGCAGGCGCGGCGGGAGCAGGAGCGGCACGGCGAGGCCCUGCUGCGAGCGGCCAGGGAGAAGGAGGGGCUGAUGAAGGAGAAGGCCAGCGUGGUGGUGCAGCUGGCGGCAUCGGAGCGGGAGAACAGGGGGCUGGCGGAGGAGAUCGCUGGGCUCCGGUCGGAGAAGGAUGCCUUGGAGACCACCCUCUUUGACAUCCAGCAGCAGCUCGCUCAGCUGGACGCCCGGAAGGAGCAGCUGGAGGCCGACAGCCAGAACCUGCUCCUGGCCAAGGAGAUGCUGCAGGUGGAGCUGGCCAGCGUCCGCAAGCAGAGGGAGAUGGACGUGACCCGGCUGGAGAGGGAUAAGGAGCUGCUGGCUCAGAAGUUGGCUCAGACGGAACAGGAGACCCAGGUCACGCUGAGAAACAAGCAGGCGGCUCACGAGGAGGACGUCGAUCGGCUCCAGAGGGAGAAGGAGGCGGUGCGCCUGGAGUUGGAGUCGGGGCGGGAGGAGCUGCUGCACCGGCUGGGCCACGAGCGGGAGGAGCUGCUGGCCCGCUACGAGGCGGAGAAGGAGGAGCUGAGCGAGGAGAUCACCGCGCUGCAGCAGGAGCGGGACGAGAGCCUCCUGCAGGCGGAGAACGAGAAGCAGCAGGCACUGUCCCUCAAGGAGUCGGAGAAGACCCUCCUGUCGGAGAAGCUGACCAGCGCCCAGCACAGCCUCGCCAGCGUGACCGUGGAGAUGGAGCGGCAGAAGCGAGAGGCCAUGAGCCGGCAGGAGCAGGACCGGAGCACCGUCAAUGCCCUGACCUCGGAGCUGAAGAGCUUGCAGGUGCAGUUGGAAGAAACCGUCGCAGCCCACGAGCGGGAGGCCCGGGGGCUGCAGGAGCAGGUCAAGGAGCUGGCCAGGCAGCGGGAAUGCACCCUCCGCGAGGUGGAGGAGCUGAAGACCCAGCUGCGCAUGGUGGAGGAUGCCCGGGACGGCAUCCGGCGGGACGUGCUCGAGGCCCACCGGAAGGUGCGGGAGAGCCAGGAGGGCCAGGAGAUCCAGAGGAAGGACAUCCUGGACCUGCGGCGCAGCCUGAGCGACGAGGCCAAGGAGAAGGAGGCCCUGCAGAGAUCCAACCAGGAGCUGCGGGCUGCCGUCAAGCGAGCGGAGAGCGACCGCAUCAGCUUGAAGCGGGCCAACGAGGAGAAGGAGCAGAAGCUGGCCAUCCUGGAGGAGGCGCGGGCGGCCGUGGGCAAGGAAGCCGCCGACCUGCGGAGCAGCCUGCAGGAGGUGGAGCGAUCGCGGCUGGAGGCCCGCAGGGAGCUGCAGGAGCUGAGGCGACAGAUCAAGAUGCUGGACAGCGAGAACACCAAGAAGAACAAGGAGGUGGCCGAGCUGCAGGCCCGGGUGGCGCUGGACGAGCAGCGGGAGGAGGAGAGCCGGCGGGAAUCCUUCGGCCUCAAGCAGAAGAUCGUGGAGAGCGAAGCCAGCAGGGAGUCUGCCAGGAAGGAGCUCCACAACCUGCAGCGGAAGCUGUCGGAGCAGGAGGGUGAGUUCCGGGUGCGGGAGAAGGACCUCCUGGGCAGCCUGGAGGAGGCCCGCGGCAAUGAGAAGAAGCUGCUGGACAACGCCCGCAACCUGGAGAUCAAGUUGGAGAACGCGCAGGCCGAGGCGGCGGAGCUGAGCCUCCGGCUGAGCGCCGCCGAGGGCCGCGCCCACGGCCUGGAGGCCGAGCUGGCUCGAGUGGAGGGUUUGAAGCGGGACGUGGAGUUCAAGCUGGGGAGCCUGCAUUCCGCCCUGAGGCGCACCAUGGGCAUCAGCCGGGGCGGCCGGGCCCCCAGCCCAGCCAUCAGGGGGCGUAGCGGCUCCCCCAAAAGAUUCUUCUCCCCUGCCAAAGGUGACAACACGUACAGCACCACGGACGGGCGCGGCAGCCCCACCCCACGGGCGGGCAGCCCCGAGCGCAGCCCCAGCUCGCGCCCCCUGUCUCCGGAGCGUGCCCUCUCGCCCAGCCGCAGCGAGCAGCUGGUGGCGGAUAUCGACCCUGACGUGGUGCGGGCCGCCCUCCGGGACUUCCUGCAGGAGCUGCGGGAGACCCAGCGCGAGCGGGAUGACCUGCGGGCCCAGCUGGGCAGCCGGACCCGCCAGCUGGCCGAGAUGGAGUCCGAGCAGGACAGCGCCAGCACCCGAGUGCAGCAGCUGCAGAAGCUCAUGGCUGAAAGCGAGGAAGGGAGGCGCAGCGCGGAUGGCAAGCUGAGCAGCGCCCAGACCGCCCUCCUGCUGCAGGAGGAGACCCUCCGCCGCACCGAGCGGGAGCGCAAGGCAUUGAUGGACAAGGUGACGGCGCUGGAGCGGAGCCUGCAGGCGGCAGACAGCGACCGGCGAACCACCCAGGAGAAGAUCAGCAAGAUGAAAGCCAACGAGGCCAAGCUGGAGACCGACAAGCGGCGCCUGAAGGAGAUCCUGGACGCCUCGGAGAGCCGCUGCACCAAGCUGGAGCUGCUGCGGCGCUCGCUGGAGGGGGAGCUGCAGAGGGUGAAGCUGGUGCUGAGUGACCGUGAGAUGGAGAUCCAGGUGCUGCAGGACCGCGGUGACACGCUGCAGAGACAGGUCACUGACAGCGAGACGAAGGCCAACGCCCUGCAGCUCUCCGUGGAGCGACUGCACCUCACCCUGGCCAAGGCCGAGGAAGGCGAGAGCGCCCUGAAGGACAAGGUGCAGGGCCUGGCCCUGUCUCUGUCGGAGAGCAGCGCCAGCGCCGGCGCCACCCAGGAGAGAGUGCUCCAGCUGCAGAAGGCGCUGACAGCCAGCGAACAUGAGCGCCGAGUGCUGCAGGAGCGGCUGGACGCUGCCCGCCAGGCGGUCUCGGAAGCCAAGAAGCAGAACAGCGGGCUGGCCGACCGGGUCCAGGGGCUGAAGACCGAGCAGGUGGAGCUGGAGCUGCAGAAGGAGGAGCUCGAAGGGCAGCUCCGGCAGCAGCAGGAGCUGCUGCGCCAGUGCCAGGAGAGCGGGAGCGCGGCCCUGCGGAGCCUGCAGAAGCUGCAGGAGGACAAGCACCUGCUGCAGGAGCGGCUGGGCAGCCUGCAGCGGGCGCUGGCCCAGCUGGAGAGCGAGAAGCGGGAGGCGGAGCGCUCCUCCCUGCGGCUGGAGAAGGACAAGAUGGCCCUGAAGAAGACCCUGGACAAGGUGGAGCGUGAGAAGCUGAAGACUCACGAGGACUCGGUGCGGCUGUCGGCGGAGAAGGGCCGGCUGGACCGUUCCCUCAACACGGUGGAGCAGGAGUUGGCGGAGGCUCAGCGUCAGAUCCAGCUGCUUGAGGCUCAGGUAGCGGAGCUGGAGCAGAGCCAGGCCCAGAGCCUGGUGGAGACGGCCACCCGCCACCGGCAGGAGCUGCAGCUGGAGGUCGAGCGGCUGCGCGGCUCCCAGCUGCAGGCGGAGCGCACGCUGGAGGCCAGGGAGCGAGCGCACAGGCAGCGCGUCAAGGGGCUGGAGGAGCAGGUGAGCUGCUGGAAAUUGACUAGCCGCGAGCGAGCGCCCCUGCCGCCAGGGUCCCUACAGCGCCCCCUGCUGGGAGAGACUGGGCCUGGAGCAGCUAUCUCCACGCUGAAGGAUCAGCUGCAGCAGGAGCUGCGGCGGUGCCAGACCCAUUACUCUCACUCCUCCCUCCUCUCAGGGAACUAGGCUCCCUGCCUCUCCCUACCGUCACUGUGACCAAGGAGCCUUCAGUGCUAAGCACCCGCCGGCUUUAUGCUGCAGCCCUGCGGCAGGGAAAUUGGGUUUGUAUAGAGGGGGGGAUGCCCCUGCCAUCACCCUCCCCAUAUGGCCCUGUGGAUUCCUUGGGGGCUCAGACCUUUACAAAAGACCAGCACGCGCGCACGUUCCCCUGAGCGCGCAUCGAGUCGGGCUGACAUGGAAUCGGGGAGCAUCUCAGAGCUGCUAAUU
Molecule: messenger RNA, 8684 nt
Organism: Mauremys mutica (yellowpond turtle)
Lineage: Eukaryota; Metazoa; Chordata; Testudines; Geoemydidae
Gene: CROCC
Product: ciliary rootlet coiled-coil, rootletin
Exons: 35
Coding region: 2373-8423 (2016 amino acids)
Biological process (GO): centrosome cycle
Source: RefSeq, a predicted model, not a curated record